Hippocampus comes (tiger tail seahorse) is the source of this 2613-nucleotide messenger RNA. It is a transcript of the gene flvcr2a, whose product is annotated as FLVCR choline and putative heme transporter 2a. Gene Ontology annotation, cellular component: membrane. The transcript is spliced from 10 exons. The record is from RefSeq and is a predicted model, not a curated record. Lineage: Eukaryota; Metazoa; Chordata; Actinopteri; Syngnathiformes; Syngnathidae. Gene Ontology annotation, biological process: transmembrane transport; heme export. Gene Ontology annotation, molecular function: heme binding; heme transmembrane transporter activity. Bases 147 to 1631 code for a protein of 494 amino acids.
AGAUGACGUGUAACGAGUCUCUGAUUUCUUGCCUGAAUUUCUCAGUCAGCUCACAAGCUCAGUGACGCUCUGGAAAGUUGGUGGGCACAGGUUGGAUUCCAAUUGAUUUUACUUUUCACAGUUUUAUUUUGUAUAGAGUAAACAAUAUGGGGGAUAGUAACAUAAAUCUGGCGGAGGUCGGUCCUCCCGUGGAAUCGAAAUGUUCAAAUGAGCGAGCGCAGUCCUGCAGCAUCCCGAACGGCGAGAAUGGUCCUGCUCCCACGACUCGCCUGUACGUGAAGCGCUGGGCGAUCGUUUUCCUGUUCAGCUCGUACUCGCUGAGCAACGCGUACCAGUGGAUCCAGUACGGCAUCAUCAGCAACAUCAUCGUCAAGUUCUACAGGGUGGAUGAGUUCACCGUGGACUGGCUGUCCAUGGUCUACAUGAUCACAUACGUCCCCUUCAUCUUCCCCGCCACCUGGUUGCUGGACCAGAAGGGUUUGCGCGUCACUGCGCUGCUAGCCAACGCGCUCAACUGCGUGGGAACGUGGACUAAAGUGGCCAGCGUCCAGCCCAGCCUCUUCUGGGUCACUAUGCUGGGCCAGUUGGCGAGCUCCCUGGCUCAAGUGUUCAUCCUCGGGAUACCUUCGCGUUUGGCUUCGGUGUGGUUCGGCGCGGAUGAGGUCUCCACCGCCUGCUCCAUUGGAGUCUUUGGGAAUCAGAUGGGCAUUGCUAUUGGGUUUCUGAUCCCCCCUAUCCUCGUGCCUAACAUAGACGAUGUGGAGGAGCUGGCACACCACAUUAAGAUCAUGUUCUACAUCAGCGCUGGUGUGGCCACCAUCAUUUUCAUCCUUGUGAUCAUUGUGUUCCAAGAGAAACCAGAGCUCCCUCCCACACAGGCCCAGGCCCAGGCCCGGUGCAUCCCUCCAGAGAGCUAUUCCUAUCUGGCCUCAAUUUGGAGGCUGCUGCGCAACAAGCCCUUCAUGCUGCUUGUGGUCAGUUAUGGACUAAAUGUUGGCUGCUUUUACGCUGUGUCCACGCUUCUGAACCGAAUGAUCAUUGAACGCUAUCCAGGUGAAGAAGUGAAUGCAGGUCGGAUUGGGCUGACCAUUGUCAUUGCAGGCAUGGUGGGAUCGCUCAUCUGUGGAAUUUGGCUGGACAAGACUAAAACUUACAAGCAGACCACACUGGCCGUUUAUGUGCUCUCCCUGAUUGGGAUGCUUUUGUAUGCCUCAACACUCAACCUGGGCCACCUGUGGGUGGUGUUUGUCACAGCUGGAAUUUUCGGCUUCUUCAUGACUGGAUACCUUCCUUUGGGCUUCGAGUUUGCAGUAGAGCUGACCUACCCAGAAUCAGAAGGAACAUCAUCUGGUCUUCUCAACUGUUCAGCUCAGAUCUUUGGAAUCAUCUUCACCAUCGCCCAGGGAAAGAUUAUUGACAGAUGGGGCACUUUGGCAGGAAAUAUUUUUCUGUGUAUAUUCAUUUUAAUAGGAGCUAUCAUGACUGGAUUCAUUAAGUCAGAGCUCCGGAGGCAAAAGGCCAACCUACAGACUGCUGGGCAAUCAGUCAGUCGUGCAGGCUCGGCGUCAUCGGUUCAGGACUACGGGGGCACAUCUUGCAGCAGCCCCCUGGCAGCAGCAGUUCUGAUAUAAACUUACAAGCUAAAAAUCAAAACACCCGCCAAGGUAGGGACACCCUCUCUUAAAUACUCCCCAACAACACUGAUGCUAUCCUAUUGUCGAUGAAAAACUCGCCAGUUGUCAACCACAUUUCAAUUUAUGGUUGAGUAACUGCUUUCAAUAAUGUGUUUGCACCGUGUAACGUUCCAUAACAAACUCGUCCAAUCCUCCUGUCAUGGAGCAGCAAUUCACAAUACUUUUCAUGUGUCUACUUUAGUAUAUUUGUUGUGUUUAUGAAGCCUUUCAGGGACAGCGGUUACUACAGGUUACAGGGUGCAUGAAAGGGUUAAAGGUACAGUGGAAACUCCAACGUCGAACACAUCAGAAGUCUUCCAGUUUGGAAUUAAAAGGUUUCAUUUAUUAUUGAACUCUAAGUAUUGAUCUUUGUUUUGUAAUGCCACCCCAGAAAGAGGGGUACAGUAAUGUAAUACAGUACUGUAUUAACGAGGCAUCCAGACAUUUUCCGUAGCACUCUGGUGAGCUUGAGUCAAACUCGUUAACCUAACGUGUGCUAUUGGAAUAUGGGAGAAAGCUGAAGUAUCUGGAGAAAACCAACACAAGCACGAGCAGAACUUGGAAACGCCAGAUGUGCUAAACACAAGCAGGUACCGACCGUCACGGCUCACCUGUUUUCUGAGGUUGGUCAUGUGACGUUUGCAAGCUGAACCCUGAGACACUGUUGUCAUUUUCAGUCAACAGCAAGUGGCAAAAUCGGCGACCCCUGAGAUGUGGCCUAUGGUCUUGCUUGAUUCAUAUUGCACCACCGCAAUAUGAAUCAGAAUACCAGGUUUAGACGAGUGGGGCUGCAUAGAACAUAUUGUCAAGAAAAUCUUUGAUUUGACUUACUCUUUAAAUUACUGUGCAUCAUUUCCUGUUGGAAUAAUGGGUUGUGUUCAACUUUGGAGAUUCCACUAUUCACGUACUUCAUAUUUGGGAGCAGCAUGUUGCCAAAAAA